CUGCGCCUCACCAGCCCUUAGUAUCAAGCUGCGGGGUCCUCCUUCUCCUUACUCAUGACACCACCAUCGUCAGUUGCCACUUCAGUUUUCAGGACUUCUCAUUUAGGGAAUCCCGAAAGAAUGAUGUGCUUCUAGCAAAUGAGUAUCCGCCUAUCCCCGCUGAGCCGAACCGCAAUGACAAGCACUUAAAUGUGCUGAUAUAACGCUGUUGUUCGUCACAGAGCUCUCCAAACCAGUCAUUUCUUCAUCAUUCAUUGCUUCCAUCUUUUUGAUACACCAGCAUCGCCAGUAUCUUGUUAGCUAUGAGUGUCAAGGUCCAAUCACAGACUAAUCCCGGCCUCACGAUCUCCAAAGAUCGAUGUGAGCCUGGUUCCGUCAACAUCCCACUAUGCAAGUGGCCCAAAACAGCCAAGACCAAAGUUGCAGAUCCGAGUGAGAUUGCCACUAAGAUCGUAGAAUCCUUCAACACGGCUCUCAAAAAUGAGGACACCAAAGCAAUAGCCCAGCUUUUCUUGGCCGAUGGCUAUUGGCGAGAUCAUCUAGGUGUUUCUUGGGAGCUUCACACCUCGAAAGGCCGUGACAAAAUUUUGGCAUUCCUGGCCGAUGGCUGUCCUUUGACUGAGAUCAAAAUCGACAACAGUACACCCUACCGAGCUCCUCACUUCGCCCCAUUCGACGGUAAAGGAGAUGUGGAAGGAGUGCAAUUCUUCUUUACCUUUACCUCCAAAGCCGGUGAGGGCCGAGGUCUGGCUCGUCUGUCCGAGCAAGAUGGUCAGUGGAAGAUCUUUACCUUCUUCACCACCCUGAACGACAUCAAGGGUCAUGAACAAGCAAUCUACCAUCGCAGGACCAAGGGCGUCGAGCAUGGUGGAAAGCCAGACAGAAAGAAUUGGCAGGAAAGACGGACUGCCGCGAUUAAUUUCGAAGGCAAGGAACCAACCGUGUUGAUUGUUGGAGCUGGGCAAGCUGGCUUGACAGUAGGAGCUCGACUACAGAUGCUCGGCGUCGACACUCUCAUUGUCGAUCGAGAAGAUGCCAUUGGCGACAACUGGAGACGACGAUAUCACCAGCUCGUCCUGCAUGAUCCGGUCUGGUAUGAUCAUAUGCCGUAUUUGAACUUUCCUCCUCACUGGCCGAUCUUCACUCCCAAGGACAAAUUGGCGGAAUGGUUCGAUUCAUACGCAAAGCUCCUUGAGUUGAAUGUCUGGGUCCAGACCACUCUCGAGUCGACUUCUUGGGACGAAAGCAAGAAAGAAUGGACCGUCAAAGUCAAGCGGACCAAGGCUGACGGAACCACCGAGGCUCGCACACUUCAUCCAAAGCACGUCAUUCAAGCCACAGGACAUUCAGGAAAGAAGAACUUUCCCUCCCACAUCAAAGGCCUCUCCGAUUUCAAAGGCGAUGUACUCUGUCAUUCUUCCGAGUUCAGAGGAGCCAGAAUAGAAGGCAAGGGCAAAAAGGCCGUAGUGGUGGGAUCAUGCAAUUCCGGCCACGACAUCGCCCAAGAUUUCUACGAAAAGGGGUACGACGUCACACUUGUCCAACGAUCAACAACAUGUGUCAUUUCCAGCGAGGCCAUUACCGAAAUCGGCUUGAAGGGCGUUUACUCCGAAGACGGACCACCAGUUGACGAUGCCGACAUGUGGCUACACAGUUUGCCAAGCGAAGUCCUCAAAGCGUUGCAAGUCAACGUCACGGCCGCACAGGCCGAAUUCGACAAGAAGACCUUGGACGGUCUCACCAAGGCUGGGUUCAAAUUGGACCGUGGCCCCGAAGAUGCGGGAUUGUUUAUGAAGUACUUCCAACGCGGCGGAGGGUAUUACAUCGACGUCGGUGGUUCUCAACUCAUCAUCGACGGUAAGAUCAAGGUCAAGCAGGGUCAAGAAAUCGAAGAGGUUUUGGCUCGUGGAUUGCGAUUCGCGGAUGGAAGUGAGCUUGAAGCGGAUGAGAUCAUCUUUGCAACUGGUUAUUCAAACAUGCGAACACAAGCAAGAGAAAUCUUUGGUGAUGAACUUGCGGACCGAGUCGGUGAUAUUUGGGGUUAUGAUUCCGAAGGUGAAAUGAGGACAAUCUGGAGAAAAUCAGGACACCCAGGGUUCUGGUUCAUGGGUGGAAAUCUUGCUCUGUGUAGAUAUUAUUCCAAGGUCCUGGCUCUUCAGAUCAAAGGUCUAUUGGAGGGAUUGUACAAGUAUUAAGUAGACUUGCUCAACUUGCUACUUUCUUAAGGGUGUUUGGCAGAGACGUCAGCAAGGGUUGGGACAGCAUUACAAGCCCA
Molecule: messenger RNA, 2275 nt
Organism: Exophiala oligosperma
Lineage: Eukaryota; Fungi; Ascomycota; Eurotiomycetes; Chaetothyriales; Herpotrichiellaceae
Exons: 8
Coding region: 303-2195 (630 amino acids)
Molecular function (GO): monooxygenase activity; flavin adenine dinucleotide binding
Source: RefSeq, a predicted model, not a curated record